AUGAAAUCUGGAACGUCACCCAAUUCAAUCCAUAACGCAUUCCAAAUAGAACCAACUCAAAACAUCUAUAAUAGAAAAGGCGACUACACCUUCUCUCUACCCGCCUCCGGCAACGCGGCUCCGCCUCCGUCUUCGCUGCCUCCCCCUUCGUCGGAAACGAGCAUGGCAAUGAAUUGCAUAAAGUCGUUGAGAAAUGUUGGUGUGACUAACAGUGGGUUAGGAAGCUGUAGAACAUUUGCUGUUGGAGGUAAAGCCAAAAAGGGUAAAGGUGGAGGGGCUUCUGAUGCUCCAAAGCAGUCGAGUUUAAGCAAAGAAGUGAAAUCUACAACAGUUGUAGGGGCAAAUAUCCUCAAGGAGGGGACUGACCCUAAAAUACUUGCAGAUUCUGAGUAUCCAGAGUGGCUGUGGCACCUUCUGGACAAAAAACCUGCACUGAGUGAGCUUAGAAGGAAAAAUAUUGAAACUCUUCCAUAUGAAGACCUCAAAAGGUUUUGUGAAGCUUGAUAACAGAUCAAGAAUCAAAGAAAACAACACCACCAGGGCCAAAAACUAAAACUGAUUUCAAUGUAUACCCUACCCUUCCUGUUCUUCCAGGUUUAGGUUUAGAUUUCUUUAUUGGGUGUUGCUGCUUAUCCAUAGAUAUGAUGAUUAUUGCAUAUCAUAAUAUAAACUUGGCACUUGUUUCUUUUUUAGCCUUUCUUUUGUCUGU
Molecule: messenger RNA, 709 nt
Organism: Lactuca virosa
Lineage: Eukaryota; Viridiplantae; Streptophyta; Magnoliopsida; Asterales; Asteraceae
Source: the annotation of a GenBank genome assembly